AUGGCCGAUGAGCACGAUAUCACCUUCGAGUCGGCGGAUGCCGGCGCGUCCACCACCUUCCCCAUGCAGUGCUCUGCUCUGCGGAAGAACGGUCACGUCGUGAUCAAGGGCCGCCCCUGCAAGAUCGUCGAAAUGUCGACCUCCAAGACCGGCAAGCACGGUCACGCCAAGGUUCACAUGGUUGCCAUUGAUAUCUUCACCGGCAAGAAGCUGGAGGAUCUGUCUCCCUCCACCCACAACAUGGACGUCCCCAACGUCUCCCGCAAGGAGUACCAGCUUCUGGACAUCACCGACGAUGACUACCUGUCCCUGAUGAACGACAACGGUGACACCAAGGACGACGUCAAGCUGCCCGACAACGACCUUGGCGAGCGCAUCCACCGCAUGUUCAAGGAAGAGGAGAAGGACCUCAACAUCGUCAUCCAGACCGCCAUGGGUGAGGAGGCUCCCAUUGACGCCAAGGAGGCCCCUAAAUAA
This is a messenger RNA of Penicillium alfredii, 477 nucleotides long. RefSeq names its product Eukaryotic translation initiation factor eIF-5A. The record is from RefSeq and is a predicted model, not a curated record. Gene Ontology annotation, molecular function: RNA binding; translation elongation factor activity; ribosome binding. The coding region runs from base 1 to 477 and encodes 158 amino acids. The transcript has 4 exons. NCBI's taxonomy places the organism in Eukaryota, Fungi, Ascomycota, Eurotiomycetes, Eurotiales, Aspergillaceae. Gene Ontology annotation, biological process: positive regulation of translational elongation; positive regulation of translational termination.